Clunio marinus is the source of this 1752-nucleotide messenger RNA. The record is from the annotation of a GenBank genome assembly. Lineage: Eukaryota; Metazoa; Arthropoda; Insecta; Diptera; Chironomidae.
UUGAUUUUGUUCAAUUUUCUUAAAUUUAUACGUGUUUUGGAACCAUUUCACUUUAAUCAAUCAUUAAACAAUUAAAGUUAUACCCAAUAAUGUUUACAAACAAGGAUGAGCAGGAGAUGAAAAAUCUCCACAUCAAGGAAAUAAAAAAAUUCAAAGAUAAUUGUUUGAAAUUAGAAAUUUUGAAACGGAUAUCUAUCAAAGAUUUUCCCAGUGAUCUAUCUGAAAACUCAAGAAAAAAUAUUGAAAAGGCACUGCAAAUUAUCAAGAUCAAAGAUUAUAUUAAUUUGGGGAAUGAGCAAAAACUGUUAGGAUUGAAUGAACUUGAUCUAGACAAGAUUAAUUUGAGUUAUUCAGACAAGAAGCUUAUAAGAGAGCGUGUUGAAUAUUACUUGGAUAUUGAAAGAACAAAAUGUGAAGCACUCGCUAAAAAACACCAUGAAAUUGAUGAGGAACUUCAACGAAAUCAAGAUCAGUUCAUUGAAAUUGCGCAAGAAAAUAUUUCAAUGGGACAAACGCUUGUUGAAUUGAAAAACCAGGAAAAAGAUCUGUUGAUAAAGGUUGCCCAAGAAAUGUCAAGUCCAUUACAAUUGAAACAAGUUGAGAUUAUUCACGAUGAAGCAAAAUCUCUCGAACUCCAAAUAAAAGCUUGGAAUGUUGCCAUUCAAAAGAAUGAAUUGGAGAGGACCCAAUCAGCAAAAGAGGCAAUCCUGGAAGUGUCGGCUAACAUCGACGAACUCAUAAAACGAAAAGAAGAAAGAGAGGCGAAAAAAGUUAAAUAAUUUUCAUUUCGAAGCAUUUGCUUUAUUUUUAUUUCACCUUUUUCAUUUCCUCAUUGAAUUAGUUACAAUUUUCAUUUGAUUCUUAAUUAUUUUUCCAUUUUACAAACAGUUGUUGGAAAUCUUUUUUGGAAAUAUUAUUGGUACAUUGAUUAAGUUCUCUUUUACUUCUUUUUAUAAACCAGCAACUUCUUUAUGCAAUGGUAGAUUUAAUCUAAAUGCCGCUGAAGCGGAGGUGGAAUAAAAGGUUUGCACAAUUGAAAUAUUGAAGCAAUUCUUUAUUUAACAUCUUUGAUCUUGAGUUAGAUUUCAAUAGAGCUCAAUUAGUUUUGACUAUUCUCAUGAUUAUGCAGCAUCUAGCGAAGAGCUACAUUCAUGCUAGAUUUAAAAUUAUGCAAUUUUAUUGAGUAUAUUUUUAAUACCAUGUUAUAAAUUGUUAUAUUUAUAUUGUUUGAAUACGGUAAGGAUGAUGACCUCCGUUAUUAGUUAGAGACGAGAAAGCUUUCUCUUUAUCGAAUGAAUCAAAAUGACAAUCAUCCUACUCAACAUUCCUUUUCUAGACUUUAUUUAAUUUUACUUUCAAAGGUGCAUGCAGCGAAGAAACUUUUUUAUGCAACUGGUAUAAAAAAAUAAAACGAAGCUCUUGAAUUAUUUUGAAGAUUAUUUAAAAUGUAAUGCAGCAGAGAUUAACUGACUCCUUUCAAUCAUCAUUAUUAUUAUUUUGAUGCACUUGAAGGACAUUGUGAUGAGAAGUAAAUUUUCUCCUACGCAUAAAUAGCAAUUUUCAGUAAUAUUCAAACAGAAGAUUAACAUCCAAUUACUGUCUAAAGCAGAUAUUUAAAGUUGCCAUGAAUGUACAACUAACAUUGAUUACACUUUAUCUGUUUGUCAAGUUUUUACUAAAAUUUACACUAAAGCUAAACAAACAGUUGCUUUAUGAGGGUUGAGAUUUGAGAAUUGUGUCGUUAACAUGAAU